CUCCCCUUUCGUUCUACGAGGGACUUCCCGUGGUCAUUUCUCUUUUCCUCUUUUGUUCUUCUAUUAUAUCUGUAGUUCAUACCCCUAAUUCGCCUUCCGUGCAUCCAACGCUGCAGCCGCCUUAUUUCACGGCCUCGCCCUUGCCUCCUACUACGUAUAUGUCCUCUUAUAACUUCCAUCAGUACGGAUAUCAGACAUAUGGAGCGGGAAACAGCAACGGCGUUCCUGUCCAUCCCUACUACAUGCCACCUCAACCUCAGGCUGCAGCACCCGGGCCGGUAGCACCCCAGCCCCUCGCAUUGUGCCGAUGGGGCCACUGCGGCGUCCCCCUCGACGACGUCACCGGCCCCGGGAUCAAACGACACCUCCAGCAGUACCACGCCGCUGACAUGCCGCCCAAGAGCAGCUCUGGGCAGUCGCAAGGCAGCUCGGAGUGUCGGUGGGACGACGGCGCGGGCACCUGCCAGACGGAGUGCCGGAGCGCGGUCGCGCACGGGAGGCACAUCUCGACGGUGCACCUCGGUCAGGGCAGGAAGGUCUGCACGUUCUGCAGCAAGAACUUUAGUAGGAAGGACGCGUUGAAGCGGCACCAGGAACAGUACUGCCCUGUCUUGCAGGGGUACUAUGCUUGAGGUCGCCAGCCGGCUCACGCAUGUCCCUUUAGCACAGGAUGCUAGCGCAAGGUCGUCCAGGCGACGACACCUGCUCACGGAAGCCUUCGAGCAUGCCCGUGGACCACGCACGGUCGUGGUUCGGCAUACUCCUUCAAUAUUUCAAUGUUCAAGUUACCCCUGUCUUACAUCGCCUUUAAUGACCAUUACUACCUUACUUUACUCAUCGUACACCACAUCCAUCGGACCACACUCAUUCUAGAUCUGCACUAAUCGGUACUAUACCUUAUGACAUCUAUGUAGCCUUCUAGUGUUUCAUCUGUAGGAUACGUUCAGCAUGCAUGCCCGAGAAUCACAAUAUCACCACAGCCCCUCAGGGCUUCAGGCCUCA
Messenger RNA from Rhodofomes roseus, 1002 nucleotides. RefSeq lists its product as uncharacterized. Bases 159 to 632 code for a protein of 157 amino acids. Lineage: Eukaryota; Fungi; Basidiomycota; Agaricomycetes; Polyporales; Fomitopsidaceae. The record is from RefSeq and is a predicted model, not a curated record. The transcript has 3 exons.